Messenger RNA from Paramecium pentaurelia, 3255 nucleotides. The record is from the annotation of a GenBank genome assembly. Lineage: Eukaryota; Ciliophora; Oligohymenophorea; Peniculida; Parameciidae.
AUGCAAUAAAAAACUCAAAGCGAUUCAGAACAAUCACAUAAAGUUUAGUAAUUCAUGAUUACAGAUGAGCAGAUAGGUGAAAUUCAUGAUUUUGUCAAUAAUUCUCUAUCUGAUGCCUACUAUCCUAUUUCACAAUAAAGAGGUUAAAAAUAAUCAGAGCCAACUCCUUUGUCUAAUGAAGAAUUGAGAAGCUAACGAAUGAGUAUUGAUAGUCCGGAAGCCAGAUUAAUUUUAUAAUCAUCUAGUAGGCAAUAAAAAGAUGAACCUUAGCAUUAAUUAACAUUAUUUUAAUCUUGGAAUGCAAUCAAAUUUAUAAGAAGAAUUAGUGAACGAAAAAGAAUAAACACAAAAUUUAGUCAAUAUUAAUACGAUUUAUUAAAUGAUAAAGGAUCAUCAUUCGAUUUAAAAUUAUUUAAGGAAAGUAGUUUACAUUUUAAGCCAAUGCACAGAGGUUUAAGAAGAUCAAAUUAAGUAGAGCAGAUCUAAAAGCCUUCAGCAAUAUAAUAAGUAAAAAGCUACCUCAUUAAUUAAAAAUAAAAUAUUAAACAAUUCUUUAACAGAAUUGAACAAUAACUUUCAAAAAUUCCAUUAAUAACCCCUGAAUCAAGAUGGAAAUUGAUUUGGGAUUGUUUUGUAGCAUGUUCCAGAUUAUAUUUCAUGUAUGUAAUUCCAAUAGAUUUGGGUUGGACAGAAAUUCCAGUGAUUUAUGGUUAGUUAUAUCCAGUUUCAGUUUUUGCACUAAUAAUUUUAUUAUUAGAUUAUCUCAUAAGCUUUAACAAUUCUUUUUAUUAAUUUGGUUAAAUAGCAAAUUAAAGAGCAAUAAUAGCUAAACACGUAAUUACAAAAAGUUAUGGCUUGGAAUCCAUAUCCUUAUUAAUUCUAAGUAUUUAUCUAUUUAAUUCUAAUUCCAAUUCAAUCAAUGUAUUAGAUAAUUGGGCAGAUGUUUUUAUUUCUUUAUUUUAUGUAUAAAGUAGAAAUAUUCCUAAAUUGAUUGCUUAAAUAGAAGAAGUGCUCAAUUUGUCUAAGCCUGUCUCAUCUAUGUUAGAGUUAUUAAAAUUGAUAUUGGUAUUGUUUUUUGUUUUGCAUUGUUACUCCUGUUUGUGGUUUUUUGUAAGUAAUAAGAAUAACUAUAUAAUUUAGGUUGGAGAAUAUAGCCACAAUCACUCAGUCUAGGGAAGUUGGUUAGAACUGUAUCAUAUUGAACAUGAAACCUUUGCUGUUUAGUAUUUGUUUUCAUUUUAUUAUUCUACAGUGACAAUGUUCACAGUAGGAUAUGGAGAUAUUACACCAGUUAGUUAUAUAGAAAGAAUUAUAUCUAUAUUCUAUAUGAUGUUUUGCAGCAUUUAAUUAAGUUAUAGUGUAAGUACAGUAGGCACAAUCUUAGACAAGAUAUCAGCAUAUGAAUAGGAAAAAAUGAAAAAGGUUCAUACAAUAAAUACUUAUAUGCAAAAUAAAAAGAUUGGAUAUGAACUAUAGUAUCAAGUAAGAGAAUAUUUGAAUUACUAUUGGUAAUCACAAAGUCAGGUAGAAUCACAAGAUGAAUAAAAUAUUAUUAAUUAACUAUCUUAAAAUCUUAGAGAAUAAUUAAUGUUACAAGCAAAUUCCAUCAUUUUAAAUGAGUGUCCUUUAUUUAAAAAUCAUUUUAGUGAUCAAUUAAAAAAUAAAUUAGUGAGAUAGAUAAAAUAAACAGUCAUUUAACCUGAAAAUAUAGUGGAAUUCGAUCAAAUAUUUCCAACUCUUCCUAAUGGUUAAAUCUUUAUGUGUUUUAUAGAACACGGAGAAGUUUAGAUCUUAAUUCAAAAUGAUUAGAAGGAUUCAAUUUAUUCACAUCAAUAAGUAUCUGUAAUUAGUAAAGUGGGAAAGGGUAGUAGUUUGGGCAUUUACAGUUUUAUUAGUGGUCAAAAAUCUAGAGAGAAAUUUAGAAGUCUAGGUUUCACAAAAUUGUUAUUGUUAUCCAGAGAUGAUUUCUUAAGAAUUUUGCCUGAUUAUCCAGAAGAUUAUGAAAGAUUUAGAAACAUUCAUGAUGGGCUUCUAUUUAAUCAAGAUUAUAUUUAACAUAUGAAAUGUUUCUCAUGUUAAUCCUCAACUCACAGAGUCAUGAAUUGUCCACUUUUGCAUUAUGUUAGUGAUAGAGAAUUUAUCAUUAAAAAGCAUUUAUUUACAAAAGAUCAUGAUAGAUAAAAUUUUAAAAGGAAUAUGAAAAGAUUUAUAAAUUAAUUUCAUGCAUUGGUUGAUUAAGAAGAGAUCUCUGAUAUUGCUCAAUUUUAUAGUAGCUGCAAUUCGAAGUGGACUGAAUUUUAUGAUGAACCUCCUGAAGAAGAAGAUGAACCCAAAAGUUCUUAAAUUAAAAAAAUUGAUGUUAUAGUUGCAUCCCCAGAUUUAACUUAAUCUCCAAUUUAAUAUCAUAGACCCUAACCAAGAUUCAGUAUUUUGAACAAGAGAGGGAGCACAAUUGAUGCUCUUGAAUCUGAAGAAUAUAAACAAAAGUUGCCAAUAAUAGCAAGGGGAACUAAAAGAAGAUAAUCAAAUAUUCAAUAACUCAAACCAUUAGAAGCUAAAUCAUGUACUUCAAACACUAAUUCAAGAAGAUUAAGACCAUCAUGUACAAUAGAAUUUAGUCGAUUUAGGCAAAUUUAAGUCUUGUAAAGAUUUCGCAAAAUUGUUUAAAUGGUUAUUAAACUUAAUGUUAUGAAAAAAAAGAAAUCUAGUAAGAAAUCUUUGGCAAAUAAAUUCUUAGAUAUUCAAUAAUAGAAUCAAUAAUUAAAAUUGAUCUUGGAAAAAGUGAUUAUCAGAAUCAAUUAAAUUGAUUAAGGAAAAAAGGAAAUCCUGACUGAUAUAGAUAUUUAAAAUGCCUUUUUGUUAUCUACUAAAAUUAAUAUGCUCAUAACUUUGCAAGAGGAAUACUUUGUAAAUAAAUCUAAAAUAUAAUAAAUGGAUGCUUGCAAGGAGUUUUAAUAUUAUUAACCUUAAAAUAACUUCACUAGAGUUCUUGAGAAAGAGGACUUUUACUAUUAGCAAAGAAAAAUUUAACCUAAUUUAGUUUAGCUUAGGAAAAAAUUAGUGUAAUAUUUAAUGUUCCCUUAGAUGUAUUUAGAAAAAUAUAAAUAUGUGAAAUUAUAAUUAGUGAAUUUGCUUACACAAAGAUAAUUUAGAGAUGAAAAUAAUAAAUCUUAAAUUAUGACUAUGAGCAAAAGAAACAAAUUUAGAGGUAAGACUUUUAGAGCACCAAAAGUUAAUUAAAUUCUUCCUAAAUGA